Molecule: messenger RNA, 624 nt
Organism: Symbiodinium pilosum
Lineage: Eukaryota; Dinophyceae; Suessiales; Symbiodiniaceae
Source: the annotation of a GenBank genome assembly
AUGGCCUGCCCCCGUGGGCAUUUUGCCAAGCUACGAACUCUGGACCGCGAGCAUGCCCAGAAAGAACUGCGGGACGUCCAGAGCCAGAGGAGCAAGGUGGUCAACCAGAAGCAGUUGGAGAUCGAGCAGCUCAUGGAGGACAAUCGCCUCCUUCGCGUUGCUCUUGAGGACUUGGAGGAGGAAAGGAGUCGAUUCCUGGCCCUGGAACGAAGCCUUCAGCUCUCCCAGGAGGAUUGCCUCUCAUUGCGACGCUCUGUGGAAGAGCUUGAGGCCCAGAACACCGCGCACGUGGAGGCCCAACGUCGGCUUGCUAGCGACUGCAAGCACCUCCGAAGUGCUCUGAAACAGCGCGAGCAAGCUGAGAAGAACUUGCAAGCGGCCCUGAGCGAGCAGAAGCGAUUGCGAGCAGUCGAUGAGGAAGAUGCCGAGCGACGGCGAGCCAGCAUAUCGGACCUUGGCUCGCUUUCGAAUCUUCGGCUCCCCGAGAUGCCAAUCCAGGAGCCUUUAUCGCGCCUCUCGCUGGGAGGGCCGCGGUCCAACGGCCUUGUGGAAGUUGACAUGACAAGCCGCCGCACCAGCAAAGCAUCCUCCGUGAUGGAGGUGGACAUGACGGGCGACACCUGA